AUGGCAAACCAGUUCCCGCUCCUCGAUCAUCAGUACAACCCUACAGAAACCUUGCGGUCCUUCUCCAAUGCAGUCUUCGCUUAUCUGGAUAUACGCUACGAGCCAAAGGGUACCCAGCUACUCGAACCCGAAAAGAUGAAGGCCCUAUUGGUGUCAUUGUCGCUUCCAGAGGAUGUCCAAAUCAACCGUCAAGUGAGCUCCUUAUUCUUCAACACUCUGUUCUUGGCCCUCUCGAUCGAGACGGUAUUCACGGCCCAUGGUCCAUCGGUGACUCGCGCGGGUCUUCUUGCUUACCUUCGUUUCGAGAUCAUGAGCGAUCCAGACGUGACCUUUACAAGCUUUGAAAUUGCAAACAAAGCAAUGCUGCUAGGACCCAAUUUUGCUCGCUCGCAGUUCCCACCAGUAGCAGAAUCCAGGGCCCAGAAAUUACAGUCGCAUAUCCAAACCAGCUUGAAUAACACUCUCAGAGACUUGGACUGGAGUGCAGCAACCGCAGAUGACGAGGCACUCAGGGCGGUGAAGAUGCGAAUCGCUUUCGAGCAGUUGGGUCAGCAGAAUGCACUGGACCUUAUCAGCCCGAGCAUUUGCUAUAUUUGCCGUAGACAAUAUUGCAUUUGCGGUGAUGAUGGAGUGCUGGACCUUAUCUAG
This is a messenger RNA of Linnemannia hyalina, 648 nucleotides long. The record is from the annotation of a GenBank genome assembly. NCBI's taxonomy places the organism in Eukaryota, Fungi, Mortierellomycota, Mortierellomycetes, Mortierellales, Mortierellaceae.